AUGACGUUCCGGAAGUACCGGCGCCGAAAGCGUGAGCUGGACAGCUUCGACCUCCGCUCCACUGAACAGCACGUGGAGAACCUCUCCCGCAAUGGCUCCUGGCUGGAUAGUGAGAGGUGCGAGUCUGGCAGCAACGGCACCUGGAUCUCCCAGCUGGCGCACCGGCUCCUCAACUCCUCCGCGGAGGAGGAGCGCCGGCGCCCGGGCAGAGGCAAGGCCUCGCUGGCCGAGAAGAGGUUCAACUACAUGGCAGAGAAGUUGCAGGUUGACCGAGAGGUGGUGCGGAAGUUCAGCGUGCCCAGCGUGCUGCCCUCCUGGCCGGGCUCUCCACAGGUGGCCUUCCUUUUCAUGACGGUGGACGGCUUGGACUUCGAGGAUGUAUGGGACAGGUUCUUCGGAGAUGCCAGCUUGUCCGGGGCCUACAGCAUCUACAUCCACCGCGCCAGCGGCCGCCAGAGCAGCGGGCUUCGCUUUGCCGAGCGCUUCUCAGGCUGGGGCAUGCCUUGGUCGGCAUCGCUGCCGCUGAGACGCUGGGGCGCCAUCGAGAUCCCUCAGGUGGAGACCCGCUGGUGCGCCCUCUUCGGUGUAGAGGUGGCGCUCCUGGCGCGGGCGCUGCAGGACCCCCACAACCAGCAGUUUGUUUUCGCCUCGCACAACACGGUACCUUUGAAGAGCUUUGACUAUGUCCACAAGCAGCUGGCUUUGGGGUCUCCGGGCACCAGCAAGUUCUGCUUCGCAGAGGUGGCGUUCCACAAACUCGCCACUUCCGAGACCAUCCGCAAUGAGCUGCGAAGGACCUGCGUCUUCCGAGACUUCAUCCGAAGCAUCUCCCCUCGCACGCUGAAGCACCACCAGUGGGUGGUGCUCUCCCGGGAGCACGCGGAGAUCGUGGUGAGAAGGGCGGAAGAGGCACUCAUGGUCUGGCGAGACUCCUGGGUUCAGGCCGCGCCGGACCUGCUGCACAUGGGCGAGGGCUGCAGCGACGAGUCGGUGCCCAUCGACGCGUUGCUCUACGACUUGGAGCAGACGGAGCGCAGCACCGGGAACACCUGGGCAGACCUCACAAGGCUCGGGGUGGAGCAGCAGUGCCUGACCUACGUUCUUUGGCGCCACUGCUUUGCCGACACCCACCUGGACCACUCGGAGACGAUUGCCCGGGACUUGGACAUUGUCCUGAAGCACGGGAAGCUCAGCAUGCUUACGGACCGGCAGUUCAACUUUUUCAAAUCCGCCUUAAAGCGGGAGCUGAACGGGUACCCUGCGGUCUUCGAUGCCCUCUCUCUGGAGUAUGUCUGGAAGCUGGUGCAGGAGGGCUUCAUGUUCGCGCGGAAGUUUGUGAAGGGCAUCCAGGUGAAGAUCGGGGAGGUGUUGUACCCCUUGGCGGAGGUGCUCCCAGCCCUCUGGGACACCGUGGACGACUUCAACGCCUCCCAGAGGGUUUGGAGUCGCCUCUCGAUCGAGGGGAAGCCCAAGCCCAUCUGA
This is a messenger RNA of Effrenium voratum, 1482 nucleotides long. Lineage: Eukaryota; Dinophyceae; Suessiales; Symbiodiniaceae. The record is from the annotation of a GenBank genome assembly.